GAGAUAUGUAGUACACGAGAGAAGAAGAGAGGGAGAAGAGGAAGUAUGAACAUUGAUAUAUCGCGUACAUAGCUGUCGUUUAUAAGAUUUGAAUAAUUCUGCAGAGCGCUGGUGAAAACAAGUUUCGAAAAUCCAUAGAUAUGUAUAGGUAAGGGGCGGAUGGUUUACCGAGCGUCCCUAAGUCGCGCAUCACCCUGAAUUCGCGGCAACACCUCAUCGUUCGUCCAGCCCAGAUUCCGAUCGAUUCUUCCGUACUGCUAGUGUUCGUGUCGCUAACAGCUUCGCGGUCCCGAAAUAUGGGCUCGAUCGUUCUAAAGUCACUCUCGGUUCUCCUUGGAAUAUUUUUUGUUUUCGUCGGCACUAUGAAGUUAACUUCGCACAUCAGUAAGGAUCUUCACAAGGACUUGAGAAAAGAAUAUGUCAAGUACGCGAAAGUGUUUCCUCUAUCCGGUACAUUGGACUUCAAAGUACCGAGCAAGUGGUACAGAAGAGUCGUCGGAUCGCUCGAAAUCAUCUGCGGGCUCGCAAUGGCGAUAGUACCUAGUCAUAAGAUUAAGAACGCGUCGAACGCAGUGUUACUGUUACUAAUGUUAAUGGCCGUGUAUUCUCAUUACAUGGUUAACGAUAAAUUCGAAAGGAUCGCUCCGGCUUUGGUGUUCUUCUUUAUGCUGACGGGGCGUCUAGUGAUAGACUGGCAAUUGAGACGAGAGGACGCGCAAUCGGUAACGGCGAACGGUUUGGACGACAAAACCAAAAAACAGGACUGAAUUCGUAAUUGGUUUCUCGCGUACGCGUGAACGCGAAGCUUCGGUUACCGCGGUACUUUGUUUUUUUGCGCGUACACUAUUAUCCGAGAUUCUAGCCGACGCGGUCGAGCUAAAAAUUUAACGUUAACAAAUUGAAAAUAAAAUUUUCACGGGCUUUGCUAUUCUCACGAUCUUCCAUGUUCAGAGUCGAACGGAAACGAGUCGAGUCGAUUCGAUCGACAUCCGGAAUUUGUUGCUUUCCGUGAGUGCUUACCGCGAAUGUGAUAAUCGAGUUUCGUUAUCGUUAUCGUUUUCGUUUUCGUAUCCGUAUCCGUGUUGUUCGUGUCCGCGCCGCGUGUCAACCGUAUUCUUCCAAGUUUACUUGGUCGUAUUUUACACCGGGUCUUUCGAACUUCGAAUUCGGGAGAACAAAACUAUCGUUUCGAUUAAUUGUCUUAUCGAAAGAAAAAAACCCAAUUACCUGCGGUAUUAUAAUAAUCUAGUUGUGUGUGGCCACGAUGGCUAAUGCGAAACUUUAGCUCAAACACAAGGUAUUAACUGCCAUUCGAAUUAAUGUGUUCCCGUGAUAUUGUGUUAAGAUGUACGUGUCCUUAGAUGAUAAUUAAUAUCAGCAUUUCAAUGCACUUUUAAUUUCCCUCGUUUUCCCUUUUCAAGCAUGUCCUUGAUUCGAUUUACGACGAAAACGCGUUAGUCUAGAAUUGUUGAAUAAAUCGAAAACGAGAACCGCGUCAUCCAUCCAUAUAGAAUAUCUACCGUUUGGUGUGUUUACAAGCAAUCGAAUAUCCACCUGUUCGUAGAUCGCGACGCGUCUUUCGGCCAGCCUCGACGCAGUCCGAUAUUGGAAUAUUUUUAAUAUUUCGUGUUUCGUGUGUCGAACAAAAUUGAGGUUUGUCGAGAAAACCGCUUGAAAUGAAGGGCACACGAUAAAUAUUAAAAACACACGGCAUAACAUGUUUGCAAAAUCAACAAACAAUUUCUUAUUUUCGAACAAAUUCAAACAUCGUAGCAAUAUCGUUUAAAGUUUUGACAAAUAUUUAAUCGACCGAAAGAAAAAAAUCCGGUUCGUUCUUUAGAAUGAUUAAUAUUUUUUAGCAUGUAAGAACGCCGUCAAAUAUUUUAGAUACCAGAAACCAUAUUUACAACACUUCUGAUACUAUCUUAUAUACAUAUGUAUACUCGUUAUACGUAUACAUUUGCAUACCCAUACACAUAUAUACACCGUACACGUACACGUUCUUAGCCUUCUUUGUCGACUUCGGACCAACUUUAAAUCAUGCUUAUCGAGCAUACGCGUAAGCUCAAACAAUUCGACGCGUAAACGCGUAAAAAUUUUUUUACUAGUGUCGCAUAUCGAUUUUUUCUCCUUUCCUACCUCAAGAACUGAAAAGAAUAAGCAAGAUUUUCAAAUUAGUUAUCGCUCAUGGUGUAAUAAUAUCAUUAUUUUUCAUUCGUGUCCCUUUUACGUGUCUUAUAUUAUAUACUCGAAUCAGCCAUACAUACGUUACCGUGACAAAUGUCGAUACAAGCAUCGAUUCACCUUCGAUUUUCAAAGUAAACAAAGACGAGUGUGUUGGGAAGAGAAAAACAACUUUCGUUUUCGGUGUGGCUGUAUGUAAUAUAACACGAACAAUUCAAUAAAUAACUUAUAAUUUUUA
Megalopta genalis is the source of this 2422-nucleotide messenger RNA. Its product is annotated as putative acetylcholine receptor chaperone. The record is from RefSeq and is a predicted model, not a curated record. NCBI's taxonomy places the organism in Eukaryota, Metazoa, Arthropoda, Insecta, Hymenoptera, Halictidae. Gene Ontology annotation, cellular component: endoplasmic reticulum. Gene Ontology annotation, biological process: positive regulation of protein localization to cell surface; chaperone-mediated protein complex assembly.